CAGUUCUGUGAAGUUGUGAACAGGUUGAUAUUGCUGCGGAAAAAGUGUUAAAUUAUUAAGGUCUCUAAGCAGAGAACAGCCUCUAGUUUAAGUGUAUAAUGUGAAUAUAUAUCUCCACUAAAACACUGUUUGAUGGGAGAGCGACAACGUCUAGCAGGACCUGAAGACAUGGCUACAACCAGCACCGCGGUCGCAACCGUGCCCCCACAAACACAAGAGGAGCCAGUAGAACGGGUGGCAGUAAUUACUCUGCGGCCGACGCGACCGGAGACGCGCAAGAAGGUAGUCUGGACAGAAGACACCGUCGACAAUGAACAUAUGAAUAAGAAGAAGUCUAAAUGCUGCUGCAUUUAUGAGAAACCGAAGAAGUUCGGGGAAUCUGACUCCGAAGACAGUGAUGACGAACUGGAGAACUGCUCGGGGCACGUGGAGAAGAAGCGAGGGAAGCGUUAUCAUCAUCAUGAUCACGACUGCCCCCAUCACAGCGCGGAAGCGGCCACUGUUACUAUCACUAUUGCCGAGCAAGAAACUGUGACUCCUGAGCCUACAGCCACAAUCACUCUCCAACCAAGUGAAGACACGCCCCAAUCUGCUGAAACCACGCCCCAGGCACCUAUAACCACGCCCAAACCGACCGAAGAAGCACCCAAAGCCACGCCCCAGCCGAGCGAGGCCACGCCCACCCCUGCGCCUGCGCCGCCCGACAAGAAGGACUAAUAACUCACGCAUACAUAACAAUAUUAUUGUUCUAUGAAGUCGGUUAACAUGUUUUAUCGUUAAUAUUAUAGCUAUAACGAUAACCGAACCAUUUAAAAUUGUCACAGCAUAAGAAUUUUUAAUUGUACCCGUAAGAUUUUCCAUAUAAAAAAAAUCUCUGGUUGAUAAAAAAGCAAAUUUAUAAUUUUAAUUUGUCGUAAUUAACUUAAAUAAUAUUAUUAUUCAUAAAGCUUCUGUUUCCGACGUAGCUAGACUAUUAUUUUGUAAUACUGACUGAAACAAGUACUGUGUGACGGUAUUUUUGUCGAUAUUGAUCGAUUGAAAUGUAGAACAUCACUAUGAUCAUACAAAAAAAAAAAAGUAAGAAUGAUGUAUUAUGAAAUUCAAAAUUCAGUGUUACAGUCAACAAAAAACUAUUUUGUUUUGGUUUUAAAAUAUCGAUAACUUAAUGUGUUACUAUGUGAAUUGAUCUGUAAUUCGAUGGAAUUAAGUCUAAAAUUGCUUGGCAAAAAUAAUUGGUUGAUUUUAGUAUGACACAUUAUUUUUCUCGUAAAAAUGUGACAUUUGACAUGAUUUCUUAAUUUUAUUUAAGUAUGUGCUUUUUCCUUUUUUUUCUAGUGUAUACCUAAAUAUAACUUAUUCCUUACUUUAUGUUAAGUAACUUAGGCGUAGUGAUUAAACCUUUUAUUUCCCUUU
Helicoverpa zea (corn earworm) is the source of this 1413-nucleotide messenger RNA. RefSeq names its product type 1 phosphatases regulator YPI1. The transcript is spliced from 5 exons. Gene Ontology annotation, molecular function: protein phosphatase 1 binding; protein serine/threonine phosphatase inhibitor activity. The record is from RefSeq and is a predicted model, not a curated record. Gene Ontology annotation, cellular component: nucleus. Bases 133 to 717 code for a protein of 194 amino acids. NCBI's taxonomy places the organism in Eukaryota, Metazoa, Arthropoda, Insecta, Lepidoptera, Noctuidae.